AUGGCGUCUGGUGGAUCUUCUGGUCGUCCCCCCUCUGUUUCUCGAUCGUUCGACUUUGGAUCCGACGACGUGCUCUGCUCCUACGACGACAUCGGGAGCCAGGAUCAUUCCAACGGGAAGCGAUCGGACUCCGCCGGGAAGGUGAUGUUGUUAUCCGCUUCUUUUCUUUUCUUUUAUCUUGACAUCUUUUAUGGGAAUGGUUCUCCUUUCGUGUUUUCAUGAGAUUCUUGUGAGUUGUACGACUUUGUUCGUGAAAAUAGGGUUGAAUUUCACGAAUUGUGCUCUGCUACUUUCCAAAUUUUGACUCGGGACUCGGUGCUGCGUCGGUGAUGUUUUUCUUUCAUCGGAUUCGUACCUACCUGGGAUGAUCACGGAAUUUGUUUCUACGGAUGUUUUGAUUGAUUUCCCCGGGACCUCAAAUUAUGUUAUUGAAAAGAAUUAUAGGGAUAUUCCAAUAACUGCAUUGUAGGGUUACCUUUUAGAGACUUUGAUGCGGUUGGUAUGGGAUGUUUCUAUUGAUGGCAUAAAAUUGUGUUCCCUCCCUGCACCACGUCAAUCAAAUCUCCUUUGUUAAUCUUGUCGUACUUUGAUAGAAGUAGAGGGAAAAGGGCCAGAACAUUGUACCUUCGCUCCUCCGAUUCCCCAAACUCUGCUCUGAAAAUUUAUUGCUCUGAAAAAUUUAUUGGCCUUUUGGAAGGGUGGGGAGAGCCAAUUGCGUUGAAAGCGGCUAUCGCUUACUUUAUGCGCUUCCAUGUCUGUUGCCUUUCCUUGAAAGAUGUCCUUACACCAUUAACAUGCUUGAACGAACCCAUCUCGUCCAACAUAUGUUGUCUUUCUACCUCCUAUAAAUCUCCUUUCUAGAGAAAUCCCUCAUAUCCCACGACGCUUGUCCUCUCCAUAUCCAACAAGGAUCAUAUCCAACAUAUAUUGCAUCACCCUCAUGAUUUCCAGGCCUCUAUUUGCUCCAGUGGUACUUAUUCUUCCCUUUUCAAACUGAUAGCAUAACAUAAACCUCCCUCACACCUCAAAGGGCUGAUUUUUAUCUUUUGCAUUUGUACUUGACUUUUUGGGUAUUCCACCUUCCUUUCACCCCAUUGCACACAUGAUGAUAUAUCUCGUGAUCCUUGAACAUCUCUCCUACAUCUCUCUUUACUUCUUCAAUAACUUAAUCCUCAUUUUUUGUGCGUCGCUCCAAUUUUGUGACCACUAUUUCGUACCUUGGUUUUACAUAGAUCAUGAAUAAUAUUCUAUCUUACAGAACUAUCAUGACGCUCCUCUCUUCUGGCCUGGAAGUUUCAGCAAACUCACAAUCUGUUUGUUGACCAUCUCUGUUCAUGUCACCUGAUAUUUUAGUGAUAUCUUUACCCAGACUUUUCUCCAUCAAUGUUAGGUCUAGUCCUCCACUUGAUCUCUCAGAAUUUGGCCUUCACCCUGAUAAGGCUCUCGUUAUCGUAAAUGGCGUAUGCGACCAAGGUGUGAUUGCUUCAUCACCCGCCUUUCCCUCCAUUCAAAAUUUAUGAUUACGCCCAUCUUCACAAAUGGACAAACAUCUCCUCUGCGGCAACUCUUGAUUUCCCUUAUAAUAGCUUCUGUUGUUGUUGAACUCCAGUCCCACUGGUAGCCCCUUGCUGCGUAUGUCAAUGAUGGAUCAAGGUCCCUUUUCAAUGGUUUAUGGAUCUCCAGGUCUUUUGUAGUGAGGGUAGCUUAUUUUGUCUAUCUCACUACAUGUUCCAGAGGAUUUUUCUUCAUUGCAAUUCAUCGAAUCCUUUUGAUUUUAAGGUCACGGUUACAUUUUUUUGUGUUUUCAAUUUCCUCCAUACUUUCGAAGGUAUUUUGUUAUCAGUAGUUUAUCUCUCAAGUUGCCACUUUGAUGGUGAUGUAAUGUUUCCCCACCUUUCACUAUCAUUUUUUUUGACAUUAACAUAUUUGGAUCCCAUUUAAUUUUUGGAAACCUCUAGAUGCCUAUGUUCCCAGGUUAAUAGACAAGUAGUAGUCCAUUAAUGUCUAUCCUCAAAUCUAAUGAGACGGGUGAUGUGGAACAUGUCCACCGAUCUCAUAUGUUCCCAACAUAAUUGGAUCUAUGGUAAUCCUAUUGCUAUAUUUUUAAAAGUGGGGUUUGGUAAAGAUGAACACCCUCCCCCCUCCCCCCUUUCCGUAUUACCAAGACAUGAUAGGAUCAUUAUCUCUAUGUAAGUUCCUUGGACGGCUGGGUAAGUUGUUCAGCAGUGGUGCGAGUGAAAUAAUUUGAAUUGAUAGUUGUCUUAUAUGGUUUUUGUUGUCCGUGAGCCCAAUAACCCCAAGUUGAUUAAUGUUAUACAUAUCUUCUUUCCCCAUUAUUGCAGCUUCAUUUUCCUUUUGAACUCACGUUCAGUAAUAAGGUUUCAUCGUCCUAGAGUGGGUCAGAAUCGUGUAUCCACUUGGAAGAGAUUUUUUUAGGGAUCCAGAAAGCUAUGUCAACCUGGCGUCUACUUCAGGCGAUUAGCAGAAACUGUUUCUUGUCUCUAGCAGCCUCAUUGUCACGUUGAUAAAGAAAUAGUUCAUCUGUGAGAUCAGUGGCAUGAUAAUUUUAUCUCUUGUUUGGCUUAGGGUAGGGGGUUGCGGAGUUUUCAUGCAGUAGCCACCAGAGGGGAGUUUAGGAUUCUUCUCUUUUCCCAGGCAUUCUUCGUUAUGUAUGACCUAAUGCACAAUCUACGGAUGAGAAAGUUCCACUGAAUGAGAGCCCCUCCGAACUCACAAACUUUAUCUGCUCCAUUUAUCUGCUUGGAUCUUAAAUUUUCAUUGCUGCUUGUGAUGAAGGGUGUCAACUCCUCGUAAAACUUCUGGCCUCUGGACUCUUUGCAGAGCUUUGGAACUUCCAUGUGCGCUUUCUAUGGUUCUCGUCAGCACUGUUGUUCCCAAACCAGUGGGUCGUUUCUUUUCUGUAUCAACUCCGUAUCUGAUAGAAACCACCAACAGAGGUCGAAUUGUGAUUGUUACCUAAAAAGACACCCCCUCCUUGCGGUACUGCCUUUGUUAGUCUCAGUAGGGACUCCAUGUGUUGUCUGACCAGGAUCUAGAAGUUGAUUUUUUUAGUCUUUACUCUGAUUAUGAUAACAGCAUCCCAGAUCCUCGUGUAGCAUCCUGUUUACUCAAGUCCCUGGCUAGUAUUGGCACUGAGUAUUUGUUCCCCAGGAGGAAAUGCUUCAUGCGUGUGAGUGGACCACGCCAUACGGGUCCUGGCACAAGUCUCUCUCUUUUCCGAACUUACCUUAGCCAAAGGAUCCUGGAGACAUCAUGUAGAGAGUUGAUGCCUGGAAACCCAGCCGAUGGAAAACCUUCCCAAAAUUCUCGACAUGUCAUUUGGUUUCAAGCUAGCUCAGGGCAGAGGGGAUAGGCCAAGAUUUUUUUUGUUUUGUUUAAGUUUCGUCGGAUGACAUUGAUAACAGCAUUUCGGUAUUUCAGUAGAAAUACUCUUAGUGCGCGGCAAACAGAAGGGCUAACGUAGACUAUCUUUAAUAAUUUUUAUUAUAUCCUCAUGGAUCGGAAUCAACCAUUGUAGAGUAUAAGAUCUCAGAAUCAAUUUUUGCCAUGAUUGCCUUUUCUCUGUCAUUAUAAACAUAUAUGCAUGUAUAUAUAUAUAUAUAUAUAUAUAUAUAUAUAUAUCAUCCAUGUGUGUGUGUGUGUGUGUAUAUGUAUAUAUAUCAUCCAUUGUAGAUCUUUCCGUGUCCACACUAAAUUUGGAGUUUUAAUCUAUGGAUAUACAGGAUUUCAGAGAAGGCAGAGUAGGAAGACCUUUAGUGGAUGUAUAUAGUCAACGUGAAGAGCAUGAUAACCGGGAUCUGCUUUUAGCUGUCGAGAAGUGCAUGAAGAAAUAUGCUGAUAAUCUGCUGCGAUUUCUAGAGGGAAUCAGUGGGCGGCUAUCACAGUUGGAACUGUAUUGCUACAAUCUCGAACGUUCUGUUGGAGACUUGCGUGCAGAUCUGAGCCGUGAUCAGAGUGAGUCAGAUCUGAAGCUGAAGUCUCUGGAGAAGCAUCUCCAAGAAGUAAGUUUGUCUGUCAUAUUAUUUUCCCGACCACUGUGUGCCACAUAUUGACCUAAAGUUGGUUACUUGCAGAGUGCAUCUAAUACUGUUUAAGUGAAAUCUGAAAUGUUUUGGAGAAGUAACGAUUUUAUCAGCAUUUGUCAUUUUUCAUCUGAAGUCAGCCAAUUACUAGUAUGCAUGUGAUCAUGCCGAUGCGUUCCGGGGGAUUGGGUGUCAUACUAUUUCCCUCCCUACGCCGAUAAAUAUCUCAAGCAUAUGUUUUGUCUUCUCAUCAAUCCAAUUGCUUAUGCUCGUGCUUGUCGACAUAUGCUUUGAUAUGUUGAAGCCUUGCGGUAUUUAUUGCGCGGUUGCAUCGUCAGUUUCUGAACAUUUGCCCGAGCAUGAAUGAAGUCCACUCAUUUCCCCCCCUCUCCCAAGUUAGUGUGGGGGAUUUACCUCCUCGCUGCACUCUCACUAAACGGCCUUUCACCUGCAUGGAAUCGCAUAAUCUCGGAGGACAUUCCUCGUGACAGCGAGUGAUCUCUGCUGCGUCAGGUACACAGGUCGGUGCAGAUCCUGAGAGACAAGCAAGAACUCGCGGAAACCCAGAGGGAACUGGCCAAGAUUCAGCUCGCCACCAAAGAAUCAUCUGACACCGCCACCGCCACCGCCACCGCCGCCGCCGCCGCCGCCCCCGAGCCGAAGAAGCGCACCGACUCGCCGGACGCCUCUAACCAGCAAUUGGCCCUCGCCCUUCCUCAACAGCUACCCCCGAACCCUCCUCCACCCAGAGCUCCCGAACAAGCCCCCCCUCAGCCAGACCCCUACACUCAGGCCCAGGGAGGAGGCCCAUUCUACCCCCAGCGCAGCCAGAUGAUGACCCCAAUGCCGCCGCCGCCGCAGCAGCAGCAGCAUCAGCAUCAGCAGCAGCAGCAACCUGAGCAACAACAGUAUGCGCCGCAGAGGCCCCAGGCUCAAGAUUUCUCCAGGCAGCCUCCUCCGCAGUAUGAACAGCCGUGGGCGCCGCAGCAGCAGCCGGCCCCCCAGCAUUUCUCCCAGCCGCAGAGGCCGGAGACGCCGCCGGCGUACGCUCCCUACGCGCCGAGCCAGCAGCCCCCCAACGCCGCCCCGCACGAGAUGUACCCCCCCGGCAUGCCGCUGCAGGCCCCCUACCAACGGGGCUAUGCCCCCGCGCAGUUGAGCUUACAGCGGCAGGAGGUGGCGCCCCCUCAGACCGGCCAGAGCCCUUACCCCCCUCCGCAGGUGAGCAAGGCCGGUGGCUACGCCGCGCCGGUUCCUUACCCGCCGCACUCUAAUGUUCAGAGCUAUGGAGCCCCCGGCGGCGGCGGCGCCGCCCGCCCUCAGCAUUUCCUCCCCGGAGCCUAUCCGCCGCCGGGGGGCAUGCACCAAGGGAUGCAGAUGCCCCGAAGUCACCCCUACGCAGAGCUGAUCGACAAGGCUAUCAACAUGGGAUAUCUCAGGGAUCACGUGAUCGGCGCUGUCCGCAGGAUGGAGGAGAGCGGUCAGCCCGUUGACUUCAAUUCCCUCCUCGACGUGCUGAAUGCCCGCCCAGCUGCUCCCCCCUCCCAGAGGGGAUGGGCCAGUUAG
This is a messenger RNA of Spirodela intermedia, 5609 nucleotides long. NCBI's taxonomy places the organism in Eukaryota, Viridiplantae, Streptophyta, Magnoliopsida, Alismatales, Araceae. The record is from the annotation of a GenBank genome assembly.